Medioppia subpectinata is the source of this 660-nucleotide messenger RNA. The record is from the annotation of a GenBank genome assembly. Lineage: Eukaryota; Metazoa; Arthropoda; Arachnida; Sarcoptiformes; Oppiidae.
CCAUUCCAUGGCUGGAGGUUUGGCGGAGACGGACAGUGCAAACGCAUACCUAAUCUCGAAAAAAGCGAAUUGAAAGCAUUGAAUGCAAGGGUUAAGCGGUGGCGAGUGAUGGAGCGAAACGACAUGAUAUACGUCUGGCAUCACAGCAGCGAUGCAGAGCCCGACCACUGCCUCCCAGACCUGUCCAAGAAGUACAACAUUCCCAACAUUACAGUACUCUCAAAAUACACCUACAAGAUAUACACAUCAGUGCAGCAAGCAAUGGAAAACCUAAUUGACAUCGAGCACCACCACUAUGUGCAUGCACAUUUCAUUAGGGGCGUGUUGAGCACCAAGUUUAUUAUAACGGGCGAUGGCACUGAGGAUAGCCCGCUGGUCGUAUUGUACGAGCUAUAUCUAUUUAACCGCAAAGCGACCACCAUGCAUAUGGAGCAAAAGUUGUGCACACCCACAUACGCCGAGUGCCACAUCAAAUACAUCGGUAUACCAGGGGUUACGCCCGCGCUGUCAAUCGUGUCGGCUAUCAGUUUGGCGCCCGAAAGAAUUUUCCUCAACACCCGUAUUCUGGGCACUCCUACCCUAUGGAAUCAAAUUGUACUAUGCCUAGUUGAAAAGGGGGUCGGAAGGCGGUGGGUAUGCUAUUUGGAAGAGGAGAUGUGA